AAUUCAGAAUUUGUUUUUAUCUCACUCUUUAUUAAAUUUUUGUAAUUUUAACCAAUUUCUAAGUAAUAAAAUGCCAUCAAAAAAGCGAAAAUACAACGCUAGGUUUCCAGCAGGUCGCAUAAAACGAAUUAUGCAAGCAGAUGAAGAGGUCGGAAAGAUCGCUCAUGCAGUUCCUGUUAUUAUUUCACGCACGUUGGAAUUGUUUGUAGAAAGUCUAUUGACAAAAAGUUCCCAAAUAACACUUGCGCGAAACUCCAAAACGCUUAGUCCAAGUCAUCUAAAACAGUGUAUAAUGUCUGAAUCACGUUUUGAUUUCCUCAAGGAUCUCGUCAAAAAUGUCCCCGAUAUAUCGAGCGAAGAGGGUAGUGGAUUUGUGAACGAGGAACAUCCACAACCAAAUCAAGAACAAAUAUCAGUGCCAGCUACAUAUAAUGGCAACGAGUCAAAUGGAUCAUCGAGUUCCGUACAGCCAAGAAUUUAUCAACGGAGUCAGUCGUUUCAGCCAUCGACAAGUACGCAACAACAACAGCAGCAGCAGCAGCAGAUACCACAAUAUCAUAAUACAACAACAAUACAGCAGAAACAAUUUUAUCUUAAUAAUUAUACAUCUAUUAGUAAACAGAAUACCAAACAACCAAAUCCAAAUAUUCCUCAGCUUAAUGAAUAUCGUCCCUCGCCAGCUAAAAUUUCACGAUUUAAUUCAAUACCCUCCUCAACAAUUACCUCAGAGCAGCAGCAUCAACCAUCAUCACUACUACCACCACCACAAACUAAGCAAUCCAGCCUAGCACCAUUAGAAUUUCCAAUUCAAAUUACAUAUAAUAUUGAUGGUAAAGCUACAGCAACUGAUUCACCAACUGUGAAAAUUGACUAUAGCAAGUUAUCGUUGCCUGCAACAAGCCCGUCUAUUAAAAUAGAUUUGAGUAACUUCAGUUCACCAAUGACAACUACAUCAACUAUUCAGCAGCCAUCGAAUGCAUCUGCUUCCGCGACUUCUUUAGAUGAGGAUUAUGAUGCUUAAGUUUAAGUAAGAGAGGA
Messenger RNA from Chironomus riparius, 1038 nucleotides. The record is from the annotation of a GenBank genome assembly. Lineage: Eukaryota; Metazoa; Arthropoda; Insecta; Diptera; Chironomidae.